GUUCAGGAAGCGGGAAGUCCAGCUGUGGUCAGAUCACAAAAACCUGCUCCUCACCACUCUCCUCGCUCUGCCUGACUGCCUCUCCAUCACAUCUUCCUGUACCUCUCCCUCUGGACUUGGCGUUCCCUCCGUCCAGCUCGCCUUCCAUCCUCCUCAGCUCUCCUUCUCUGACGUCUCCCUCUGCCACACCGCUACCCCCACCCCCUGACCUUCUCACAGCGACCCCUCUCUCUCUCUCUCUCUGCUCCCCAACCUUUCCUCUCUCGCCUGUUCCCUCUCCACGCUAACCCCACCCCUGGACACGCUGUCUGGGGUAGGGACGACAGGAUGCAGUCACAGGUCACCCGCAAGUACCCUGUGGUCAAGAGGGGGCAGAGGGCAGAGGCCCCAAUACAAAAGACAGAGACAGGCAACGCCGGCCUCACAGACAGAGCUGCAACUCUGUGCCCGAACGGGGACCACCUCGAGAUACUCAAGGCCUUUGACUUACAUUGGGAGUACGGCCCAUGUUGUGGUAUCACGCGGAUGGAGAGGUGGGAACGAGCCCACCGGAUGGGCCUCCGGCCUCCGCAGAACGUGAGGGAACUCCUCCAUCACCAUCAGAUGGAUACCAAAUAUCAAGAGAGCUUGUGGCAAGAAUAUAAACUGUGAGAGAGCCUCAAAAACUGCCUUCAUUCAAACCUGGAAGGAAUAUGGCAGGGGUUGGUUUGUCGCUGUGCACUGGGGCUGGGAAGUGAAAGCUCGGAAAUAAUAAUGGACUCAGUAUUUACUGAAUUUUCUUGUGUGCAUGCCAAUCAAUAUCAUUGAGGGGGGAGGGAUAAUCUGGAAUCUCACUGUACCAAUCUUGGUUCGACAUCAAAUUAACUGUGUCCGAAUUGUUGCAAUCAGAAUUCGCCCUUUGGGACAGCAGAAAGAGAGAGAGAGAGAGACAGACAGACAGAAGAGAAAGACUUACAGUGUGAUGGAGAGACAGAGAGUGAAAUAGAGAGAGAGAGAGAGAGAAACAGGUGGGGGUGGUGGAGUGGAGGGACAGACAAACAGAAAGAACCGAGUGAGUGACAGAUGGCGAGAUAGAAAGACUGAGAUUUAGAGAUAGAGAGAGGCAAGGGAGAGUAACAGACGGAGACAGAGAGAGAGAGAGAAACAUAGGGAGAGACAGAGAGGUUGAGACAGAGAGAGAGAGAGAGAAUAACAGAGAAAGAUGUGGAGGGAAAAAUGGAGACAGGAUCAGGUAGAGGGAGAGUCUGAGUCAUAACAGGGUCAUAACAGCCCAAUAACUGGUGGUGGGGGCGUUACUGGAGGCACUUGAACUCCAUGCGGCCCGCGUUCUGCCUUACCUUGCCAUGAAGAAACUUGCCCCCUUGCCCAAAGACAAUGGCGGCCAGCAGCAGCAUCGAAGACUGGGCCCCUUUUUACUUGGGAACCUUCUAGAUCCAGGCUCAGAGCUUCUCACCCUCCUCCUCCUCCUCCUCCUCCUCCUCGCCCCAGGGCCUCAACAUGUGCCACGUGCUCGCCAAGGCCUCAACAUGCGCCACGUGCUCGCCAGGGCCUCAACAUGUGCCACGUGCUCGCCAAGGCCUCAACAUGCGCCACGUGCUCGCCAGGGCCUCAACAUGUGCCACGUGCUCGCCACGUGAAGGAAAGGGGCAGACCAAGUGUUUUUUAGACGAGGGGAGGAUGACUCUGGAGGGAGAGAAAGAUGCAUAGAGAGAGAUGGAGAGAGAGAGAGAAGGAGAGAAAGAUGCAGAGGGAGAGAUGGAGAGAGAGAGAGAAGGAGAGAAAGAUGCAGAGAAAGAGAUAGAAAGAGAGAAAGAUGCAGAGAAAGAGAUGGAGAGAGAGAAGGAGAGAAAGAUGCAGAGCAAGAGAUGGAGAGAGAGAGAGAAGGAGAGAAAGAUGCAGAGGGAGAGAUGGAGAGAGAGAGAGAAGGAGAGAAAGAUGCAGAGAAAGAGAUAGAAAGAGAGAAAGAUGCAGAGAAAGAGAUGGAGAGAGAGAAGGAGAGAAAGAUGCAGAGAAAGAGAUGGAGAGAGAGAGAGAGAGAAGGAGAGAAAGAUGCAGAGCAAGAGAUAGAGAGAGAGAGAAGGAGAGAAAGAUGCAGAGAAAGAGAUGGAGAGAGAGAGAGAGAGAAGGAGAGAAAGAUGCAGAGCAAGAGAUAGAGAGAGAGAGAAGGAGAGAAAGAUGCAGAGAAAGAGAUGGAGAGAGCGAAGGAGAGAAAGGUACAGAGUAAGAGAUGGAGAGAGAGAUGGAGAGAAAGAUGCAGAGAGAGAGAUGGAGAGAGAGGGACCAUUGCUCAGACUGGGACAGAUAAGUAAUCACUCUCUCCAAACGGCUGUCUUGUUUACAAAGAUUUAUUUAUAUUUGAUACUUUAUUGAAGCAAUAAAGUCUCUUUGUAUCAGG
Messenger RNA from Hemiscyllium ocellatum (epaulette shark), 2395 nucleotides. RefSeq names its product DNA polymerase delta 4, accessory subunit (gene pold4). Lineage: Eukaryota; Metazoa; Chordata; Chondrichthyes; Orectolobiformes; Hemiscylliidae. The transcript is spliced from 4 exons. Gene Ontology annotation, biological process: DNA-templated DNA replication; DNA synthesis involved in DNA repair. The record is from RefSeq and is a predicted model, not a curated record. Gene Ontology annotation, cellular component: delta DNA polymerase complex. Bases 328 to 651 code for a protein of 107 amino acids. Gene Ontology annotation, molecular function: DNA-directed DNA polymerase activity.